Mauremys reevesii (Reeves's turtle) is the source of this 8600-nucleotide messenger RNA. It is a transcript of the gene TBC1D8B, whose product is annotated as TBC1 domain family member 8B. Gene Ontology annotation, molecular function: calcium ion binding. The transcript has 21 exons. Lineage: Eukaryota; Metazoa; Chordata; Testudines; Geoemydidae. The record is from RefSeq and is a predicted model, not a curated record. Bases 253 to 3633 code for a protein of 1126 amino acids.
GCCACUAGGCAAGCGCGGGGGACAACCCCGCCCCGCCCCCUCACGGCGCUCAGCUGCCGCCCACCCGACCCGCCUCCUCACGGCGGCGCGCCGGCCGCUGGGGCUGGUAGUGCAGGGCGGAGCCCGGACCGCGGCCGCCAGCGAACUACAUCUCCCGGCGGGCCCGGCGGCGGGCGGCGCCCCCCGCUCGGCGGAGCUUGGCAGGCGGGCUGUGUACGUGGGCGCGGAGCGGGGCAUGAGGCGGGCGCCGAGAUGUGGCUGAAGCCCGAGGAGGUGCUGCUGAAGAGCGCCCUCAAGCUGUGGGUGCUGGAGCGCUCCAACCGCUACUUCGUGCUGCAGCGGAGGCGAGGCUACGGGGAGGACGGCGGGGGGCUGGCAGGCCUUCUCAUGGGGACACUAGAUGCAGUCUUGGACUCUACAUCAAAAGUGGCUCCAUUUCGGAUCCUGCAUCAAACACCGGAUUCUCAAGUCUACUGGUCCAUUGCAUGUGGAGCCAGCAGAGAAGAAAUAACGGAACACUGGGACUGGUUGGAACACAAUGUUAUGAAGACCUUAUCAGUGUUUGAUUCAAAUGAAGAUGUUACUAGCUUUGUACAGGGAAAGAUAAGAGGAUUGAUUGCUGAAGAAGGGAAAGGUUCUUUCAUACAAGAAGAAGAUCCUGAGAAGUUUCGUGAAGCUAUUCUGAAGUUUGAGAAGUGCUUUGGAUUAGCAGAGCAGGAGAAGUUGGUGACCUAUUACUCCUGCAGCUGCUGGAGGGGGCGAGUGCCCUGUCAGGGAUGGCUUUAUCUUAGUACCAACUUUCUUAGCUUUUACUCAUUUUUGCUGGGAGCAGAAAUAAAACUCGUUAUCUCCUGGGAUGAAAUCUCAAAACUUGAAAAGACCUCCAAUGUGAUCCUGACAGAGAGUAUUCAUGUGUGCUCCCGUGGGGAGGACCACUACUUUUCCAUGUUUUUGCACAUUAAUGAAACGUUCCUUCUUAUGGAGCAGCUGGCAAACUACGCUGUAAGGAGACUUUUUGACAAGGAGACAUUUGAAAAUGACCUAGUCCUCCGUGAUCCUCUGCAAAUCACCAAGAGAGGCCUGGAGAACCGAGCCCACAGUGAGCAGUUUAGUGCAUUCUUCAGGCUACCCAAAGAAGAGACCCUGAAGGAAGUGCAUGAAUGCUUCUUAUGGGUACCUUUCUCCCACUUCAACACGUUGGGAAAAAUGUGCAUUUCAGAGAACUACAUCUGCUUUGCUAGCCAGGAUGGCAGUCUCUGCAGCAUAAUCAUUCCCCUAAGAGAGGUCAUAGCAGUGGAGAAGGCUGAUCCAGCUAACAAAGGAGUCAGCAUUAGUACGAAAGGAAAAAGAGCUUUUCGUUUCACUGAGGUUAAGGAUUUUGAACACCUGGUAGCAAAGCUCAGGAUCAGAAGUGGAACAACUUCAAGUCCACAUCACACUGCAAGUACAGAGGUUGCCACUACUUCUGACUCUGACAAUCUGGUGGAUUAUUAUGAAGGACAGUUAAUGGCAGGUCAGAAAGGCAGCAGCAAGACUGUUAGCACAGAAGCUCUAAUGACCGUAUUCCACCCUCAGGAUGCUGAUAAUCUUGACUCUAAAAUGUUGAAAGAAAAAAUGAAAGAGCAGUCCUGGAAUAUCCUCUUUGUAGAAUGUGGACGUGGCGUUAGCAUGUUUCGGACAAAGAAGACUCGAGAUCUAGUUUUAAGAGGGAUCCCAGAGACCUUACGAGGAGAGCUCUGGCUGCUCUUCUCAGGUGCCGUUAAUGACAUGGCUACAAACCCCGGUUAUUACACUGAACUGGUGGAAAAGUCCCUAGGAACAUGCACUUUGGCUACUGAUGAAAUUGAACGAGAUUUGCGUCGCUCCCUACCUGAGCAUCCAGCCUUUCAGAGCGACACUGGUAUUUCUGCACUCAGGAGAGUUCUUACAGCCUAUGCGUACAGGAAUCCCAAGAUUGGAUACUGUCAGGCAAUGAAUAUUUUGACAUCCGUGCUGCUACUUUACGCUAAAGAAGAAGAAGCUUUCUGGCUAUUGGUUGCUGUGUGUGAAAGAAUGCUACCCGAUUAUUUCAAUCGUCGAAUCAUUGGGGCCUUGGUGGAUCAGGCAGUGUUUGAGGAACUCAUCAGGGAUCACCUGUCUCAGCUGACGGACCACAUGACAGACAUGACGUUCUUCUCGUCCGUCUCUCUCUCCUGGUUUCUUACCCUCUUUAUCAGCGUGCUGCCCAUUGAAAGUGCAGUCAGUGUGGUAGACUGUUUCUUCUACGAUGGGAUAAAGGCAAUCUUGCAGCUGGGUCUGGCGGUACUGGACUACAACAUGGACAAGCUGCUGACCUGUAAGGAUGAUGCAGAGGCAGUGACUGUUCUAAACAGAUUUUUCGACAGCGUCACUAACAAGGACAGUCCGUUGCCUCAGGCUGUGCAGCAGGCUUCAAACCUGAACGAUACAAAGAGUUACCACCCAAAAGUGGACAUAACCGACCUGAUCAGAGAGUCAAACGAAAAAUAUGGUGAUAUUCGAUACGAGGAUGUCGAGAGCAUGCGCUGCAGGAACAGGCUGUAUGUGAUCCAGACGCUAGAAGUUACUACAAAACAGAACGUGCUGCGUGUUGUGUCCCAGGAUGUAAAAUUCAGUCCUAGUGACCUGGAAGAGCUUUAUGAAUUAUUCAAGAAGGAACAUUUUCUGUCCUGUUACUGGAGUGCAAAUAGCCCUGUCCUGAGACACCAUGACCCCAGUCUGCCAUAUCUGGACCAGUAUCGGAUCGACUGCCAGCAGUUCAGGGUCCUCUAUCACCUCUUGAGUCCAUGGGCCCAUUGUGCAAACAGGGACUCUCUUGCACUGUGGACAUUCAGAUUGCUGGACGAAAACGCCGAUUGCCUUAUAAACUUCAAAGAAUUUGCCUGUUCACUUGAUGUCAUGUAUAAUGGAAGUUUCACUGACAAACUGAAGCUGCUUUUUAAGCUGCACAUCCCUCCAGCUUUUACUGAAGUGGAAUCUCUAAGCCCUUCCAAAGGUGAUGAUCUUUCAAAAGAAGAGCUGAUUCAUUUCAGUCAACUCAAUGUUUCCUCUCCUGUGGAUAUUCAGGAAGCUGAUGCUUUGAAGAGAAGCCCAGAAAAAGCAGGUAAAGAGAAGAUUGAUAUUCAGACCUAUCUGAAGCAAUGGCAAGAUGAACUUCUUAAAAAAGAAGAAAAUAUUAAGGAUUUGCCUAGAAUGAACCAGUUCCAGUUCAUCCAGUUCUCAAAGACUUUAUACAACCUGUUCCACGGGGACCCUGAAGAGGAGUUGUUAUAUUGGGCUAUAGCAACUGUCACCAGCCUCUUGCUGAAGAUGGAAGAAGUUGGGAGAAGACUACAAAGCCCCACUUCACCAGCCAAAAGCCCAGCUUCUGCAGCAGAAUCCAGCGCGGGCAGCCAGAACACUCUAAAGAAAGACAGUGCACCCCAACAGACUGAGCGCAGGAAUGUACAAAGCACUCGCAGAGACGACCAGGAAUGGUCUUUUGCCUUUGAGCAGAUCCUGGCAUCCUUGUUAAAUGAACCAGCUUUGGUGAGAUUUUUUGAGAAACCUCUAGACAUAAAAGCCAAGGUAGAAAAUGCUAAAACUUCACAAUUAAAAGCGAGAACCAGAGUAUAGGUUUUUUUGUUUUUGUUUUUUUUCUCACCUUUGCACCCUAUGUAACACAAAGGCCAUUGCUAUGGAAAGUGAGCAUUGUUUAUACUGAGAACGAGAUUUGAGGAUUUAGCUUUAACUACCAGAUAACAAUAUGUGUUGAAGUAAUUAAAAACACUUUGAAGCACAAUCACAUCUUUGUGUUGUUCAGAAAUAUCAGUAUAGCUCAAAAAGGACAGAAAAGUAAACGGCAUUUUUACCAUAUUAUACAAAAUAUGCAAUAUUACUAAAAAAAAUACUAAAUGUGACCCAUAGAGGGCACUAUUGCAAAACUUUCAGUAUGACUACUAUUACUGGUUGCGUACAUCUUGAUUUACUGUUCAUUGUUGUGAUGAAUAUGAUGAUUUUCUGCCAGUUAUAAGUAGUACUUGAUAUCUAAGUGUUUUACUUUCAGGCUGGUUUAAUUUCAAAAUAACCAUUUCUAAAUCUGCAUGUAAACUCACACCAACCCAGGGCAAAAGCCUCAGUGCUAAGGGGAAUAGAGUUUUUGGACUGGUAGCCUUGAUAGUCACAGGAGCAUUGUUGCUAAAGAAGGAAGUUUCCAUUCUUUUAUUUGUUGCUGUACUGUAGUGUUAAUCUUGUCUUUAUCAGACCUCACUGGCUUCUAGUGAAUAGCUGGUGUCAGAGCUGGGCCUGAAUCUAUGCAAAAUUCAGACCAGAAUCCUGAUUUCCCAAAUGGCACCAUUUCUACAUUGGAUCUGUACGCCCUGGAAUUUUGGGGACCCAGAUUUUGUAGCUCGGGUGUGAUUUCCAUCUGAGUAAUUUUCCAUCUGACUCCAUGGUUUCCUGCAUCAACCCAGAUGAGUAGGUUACCCCUUCCCGCCAACAUUCUGUAUCCCUGAGAUGCAAGAAUGGGGGAGUUAACUGAUACUCUUGUGGCUCCCCUGUUGCACAAGGGUGAGAACGCUGGGGACGGAUCAUCAAAAGGUGUAACUUCCAAUCAAAUGUAUUCCAGUGUACUUGCUGGAGUCGCAAAGAAAUGGGCAGACAAUGGCUAAUCCCUUUUUCUGUAUAAGGAAUUAGGAUGUGAUGUAAUGCACUUAAAUUUUGUCUGGAUCCACUUGCAGGCAGGGGAGGGAUAGCUUGCUCAUCUGGUGCAUGUUGGAGAAAGACAUGAUUUUGUUUGAAUGUUAUCUCAAAAUCUAAUAGUAGCCAUCAAUAGCCACCUCCUAUCAGUUGAAUUAUGACUGCUGAGCCGGGUGACUGACCUGCUGCAGCAGAUGCUGCUUUGUUACCUUUGACUCUAAGCUCAAGCUUGUAACUGUUAGUCUUUUGCCAUUGGUCUUCUCUUUUGGAUUAUUACCAGUGUGAUAGUUUAUAUCAGUGGUUCCCAACCUUUUCGUCUGGCGGGCGCCAGACAAAGGACAGUGGCGGCGGUGGAGCACCCGCCAAAAUGCUGCCGAAUUUCUGCGGCAUUUCGGCGGUGACGCCCCUUGAUGACGUUGCCUGUUGGCGGCAAGUGACGUCAUCAAGAGGCGUCGCCGCCGAAACGCCGCAGAAAUUCGGUGGAUGCUCUACCGCCGGCCAGGAUGCGGGCGCAUUUAGAUGCACCGUGUUGGGGACCCCUGGUUUAUAUCCAUCAGGACAUAUAGCAGCAACAAAAUCCUUCGGAGUCUGAAAGUCAGGUUUUUAAGUAUGUCAGCAGGAAAAAAAAAACUUUUUUGAGUCAUAAUCAACAAAGGAGCCAUCUCUUUAUUGUAAGGAUCCUUUGAGGCAAGCUCUGUUAAUGUUACUGAGAAAUUGUUGACUCAACUGCUAUGUAGUGUGCAUAAAAGGGAGGGGGAGAAAACCUUGUAUUUUUACAAAAUUGAUAAGCUGCAAAUGUUAAGUGGUAAACUGCUUAAAAUGCAUAUUUCUAAGGCAUGAAUUACAAUCUUUCACUGCAAAGCAGCACUGUUUUUAUAAGGUGUAUGUUUAUAAAGAAUUAGGACAGGAGGUGGUACCAAUAUUAGGUGCUUUUUCUAUGUUGCUUACAUGGAGUAGAAACAAAACUAAGAUUUCUGAACUUGGCUGUAUAUUGCAACACAACGCUGAAAUUCUGUCACUGUGAGUGGGAGGAAAGUUACCAUGCCUCCUGAAUGUGUAAAACCAUUUCUUCCUAAUCUCAGGAAUUAAUGUAAAUUGAUCUCAACUGAAGGAAUAAUUACAAAAAAUUGGAUAAUAUAUACAGAAAGUGAAAUUAGGAAGCUUAAACGUAGCUUUAGGUUAUAUAAUUUUGAUUUGUAUAUUAUGGAUUGAAGUGUGAAAAGCUUAUAUCCUUUCUCAUGUAUAUUUCUAAGGCAGAGAUGGAUACUACUGCAUGGAUCUGUAUAUCUGUGUUUACUAAUUGUUUUCAUUGCAUAUUUUCACUGUUUUAAAAACAAAAAGCAGGUAACUUUUGAUGUUCUAGGCAAGGGCUUGAUUGAUCAGGCAAACCUUUACUCAUGUGAGUAAACAGUAUGCAAGCAACCCCAUUGAAGUCAAUGCAACUACGUGUGAAAAAGGGUGAGCAGCAUCAAGCCAUAUGUUUUUAAUUUCAGACUUCAUUGUGGGUUAACAAGUAUGGUGUAUUUGCCAAGCAAGAGAAGUUAAAGGCUUAUUGAGUUUUUGUGGUGGGUGGGGAAACAAGUUAUAAAAAGAGUUAGACGCAGGUUAAAUUAUAUGCAGGAAGGAGGUGUUAAAGAAGUCUGAAAAAUGUAGUGGUAUUGAUAUUAAAUGGCUGUUAUGCAAAAAUAGGCACUUUUACAAAUGUCAUGCACUUUCUAUUAAUGUUAGUCAAAAGGACCAUACAGAAAGCCAAUUAUCAAUUAUAUAUCAAUUCUGUACCUGCGUCUAUAGUAGAAUUAUCACAUAUAUUUAUACACAGAAUGACCAGCAUACAUGUAAAAUCUGCUUAAAACUAAAAGUUAGGGGUACAAUUAUUAUUUUUUAUUAUCCUAAGAGAUUAUUUUUAGUUGUUUGUUUGUUAUAGAUUUUUGAACGAAGAAAAUGUAAUGUCUUUUUUUGUCAUUCCUUUAUACACCUGUGUUCUGGUCCAGCAAAAAAUUGCCUUGACCUUCUGUGCCAUGUGAGCUCUAGAUGGUAAGGAUUGAUGGAUCAGCCUUGCAGGGCAAAGCCUCCUUGAGGAAAUCAUCUUUCUGUAGGUGGCAAGGAGUUGUGCAGUUGCUCUAGUGGGAAGAGCUCAUGAAACUCCAGGUGCUUGGAGGCUGCAGACCAGCUUCUGAUCCCUCUCACACCAGUUCUUAGUCCUGAUCUGGAACACCCUUAAUAUUUAGUACUCAAGUGUAGGAUUUGAAGCAAGUGGGUGAGUGUUUGCAGGAGGUCAAGGGAGAGGAUCUUGCUUCACACUGUGCUGAGUGAGUUUAGACUCUGACCCUCUGUCUCUUUUGUGUCCCUUUCCUACCCCACUCACUGUGGAGAUGGCCUGGCUAACAAAAUAUAUAAAAACUCGGAGGCAAAACCCUUCUCCUCCCCAUUGACUCUCUGCUGUGGGAUUCCCUACUCUAAGGUGACAAAGGAAUAAUAGCUGGGUUAACCACUCUACUUACAAGUGCUCUAGCAGAGCAUAUCUGUACUUGGGAGCUUUGACCCUUUAAAAUUAUCUGUGGAGAUGCAGAGAGUAACCCCCACUCCUGGGUUAGGAUACUGUGGGAGACUGCACAUCCUCUGGUUUCUAUUGAAUAAGCCCAAUUGCCACAUAUAGAUGAGUAUUGGACUGAGCAGAGUUUUUGGCAAAGAUCCAGGCAGUUGCAGAACCUACUCAACCACUGCCUAGAAGGAACUUCCCAUUGGAACCUUCAGUGACUUUUAUACGGGCCAGCAGCUAGAGAGGUGAUUUUUGCCCUAGGGAGGGCCCCGUAAUCCCCACACACACAAAACGACAUGGACAUUUUCAUGAAAAAAAGUCCCCUGCUUUUUUUUGGGGGGGUGGGGGUGGGGAGAGGAGGGAAUGUAUGUUGCAUCCAAAAUAAAACUGGCAUUGAUUCUGGGGGAAGUUUAUCUGGAUAGGGUUUGCUAAUAUUAAUGGUUUUUUAUUCAUAUUCAUUUUCAUUUCUUAAAUUGGAUUAGGUGGUAUGUGAAAACAUCAGCAUGACUUUAAAGACAAUACAAUCACAUGGUUACCCCAUUACGUCCUCACCUGCUUUCAGGAACUGACAAUCUUUUAGCGAUCAGUAUGGUCUGAGUAAUCCUCCCUCCCUCAGGCACUCUUACUGGGCAUAUAAAAUGGCUUUCUAAAAUGAGUGAGGAAAAGCCAAACUACCAGUCCAAGGGAAUGGCUAACAAAAAGGUAGUGUGCCCCUGAGGCAAGUGAACUAAAAAGGUCCAUUAGGUUUUUGGUUUUUUUUUCCACCUACCUCAGCAGCAGGAUUGACCACAGUUCCGGACACACUGGGUGACCUUUUAAUAGUUUCAGCUGGGAAUGGCAAAUUCACUGUGGCGCUCUCACUAAAAUCAAUGAGUGUUACGUUUACAGAUUGAAGGAAGAGCAGGACCCAAUAUUGUAAUUGUUUGAAAAAAGACAAGCACUUUAAUGUUUUCUAGGAAGUUAGGGGUGAGCUCAGUCAUAUGGUACUAAAAAUCACUUAAGGUUCACUCCGUCCAACACAGUAAUUGUUCAGUACUUGUAGAUGGCCAUAACAUACUGAUCUUUUUAGUAGUUUGCCAGCAUAGCAACUAAGACAUGGAUAUGUUUAUUUACAUUAAUAAAAGAGCCUCCAUCCAGUUGUACUAUACAAAUUCUUAUAUUUAAUUGAAUUGUUAUUUGAGUAAAAGAGUUCUUAACAGAAUUAUUCCAAUUUAUUUCCAGAGAGAAAAGAUAUUUUGUCUUUUUGCUACAGUUAUAUCACCAAGGAUGCAAAACAUGUUUAUGUGCCGGCACGUUGGCUUUUUAUACAAUGUACUGUAUGCAGUAAAGGUACUGUAAGUAAUGAGAUGUCAAUAAACUUGUUUCA